CAUUAAGUCUCAAAUAUCCCGCUGUAGGCCUGCUCUUCACAGGAAGUCUCAGAUCAGCCAUUCUUGAUAUAUCUCACACCCGAGCUUGACCACGGGUUCCUACAGCCAAACAUCAAAGGCAUUGGACAGUCCCUCCAGGGUACCAGAAGUUUAUCAUGGCUUCUGCCCCUCUAGACAUUGAGCUUAACAGCGUUGCUAUCCCCACUGAAGCACCCGCUUCUAGCGCAGUCAUGGAGCCUUCACACGUUGCUAUCAACAUGGAAAUUGAACAAACUCCAUUACCGCCAACCGAUACUGGAAAGGCUGCCUGGCUUGUCCUCGCCGGUUGUUCUUUGAUCCAACUUCCCGUUUGGGGUUUCCCUAUCUCUUUCGGGGUGUUUCAAGAGUACUACUCGAGUCACCCCGAAGAGCUUGACGGUGACACAUCAAACGUUGCUGCUAUCGGCACUACCGUUACUGGCAUUAUGUACCUGUCGUCUCCCUUUACGUUCGCGAUACUCACGCGAUGGCCGCGUUUACGCAGAUGGUUCGGCCCCAUUGGGCUGGUCAUGACGGCUUGUGGAUUCCUCAUUUCGUCGUUUGCGACCGAAGUGUGGCAAUUGAUCGCUACACAGGGUGUUAUAUGUGCACUAGGCAGUGGCCUGUUGUUCACCCCAACUACGCUGUAUCUAGAUGAAUGGUUCAUUCGGCGUAAAGGUCUUGCGUAUGGAGUGAUGUGGGCAGGCAAAUCGAUAACGGGCGUUGGUCUCCCGUUCGCCAUGGAAGCUAGUCUCCAUCGAUUUGGCCCACGCCCGACACUUCAGGCAUGGACUGUGGCCACAGUUCUCCUCUCCGCACCGCUGUUGUACUUCCUUCGCCCCAGAAUCCCCCUCUCGCAGUCGGCGGCGGUGCGACGCAUAGACAUGAAUUUCUUCCGUCUACCGGCUUUUUGGAUGCUGCAAAUCGGAAAUAUCCUGCAGAGCCUGGGAUACUUCCUACCGUAUGCAUAUCUUUCUUCAUAUGCGGUCCAAGAAAUAAGAACGUCCACUACGAUUAGUACAAUGCUACUGGCUUUGAUUAACGUGACGUCAAUACCAGGGGGUAUCGUGAUUGGGGGUCUGGGGGAUCAUUUCCGCGUCACAACCGUCAUCCUUAUAUCCAGCAUUGGCUCGACGUUAGCAGUGCUCUGUUUCUGGGGCUUCUCCUCCCAUGUGGCGCUAUUGGCUAUUUUCUCCAUCACAUACGGCUUCUUUGCUGGAGGAUUCAGUUCUACUUGGAGCGGUGUCCUGACCGAACUGAAAGCGCAGUCUCCGGCUCUGGACACGGGCUUCAUUUUUGGGCUGCUUGCUGGUGGAAGGGGGAUUGGGAAUGUGAUUAGUGGGCCGCUAAGUGUGGCUUUAUUUACACAUGAUGGCUGGUUGGGAAGCGGGAAAAAUUGGGGGUAUAGUAGUGAGUAUGGUCCGAUUAUUCUUUUCACUGGGACCACGGCUUUUCUUGGAGGUUGGGGAUGGCUCGGGACACUGUGUUAUUAAGAUAUCUCAUUUCUUUCUAAGGGCUACACUGUAAAGGAAAGAUGAGAAUUGAGGAAGUGGAUGAGAGCUAGAAUGUUUGC
Lindgomyces ingoldianus is the source of this 1591-nucleotide messenger RNA. Its product is annotated as MFS monocarboxylate transporter. The coding region runs from base 156 to 1511 and encodes 451 amino acids. Gene Ontology annotation, cellular component: fungal-type vacuole membrane. Gene Ontology annotation, molecular function: transmembrane transporter activity. NCBI's taxonomy places the organism in Eukaryota, Fungi, Ascomycota, Dothideomycetes, Pleosporales, Lindgomycetaceae. Gene Ontology annotation, biological process: transmembrane transport. The transcript is spliced from 6 exons. The record is from RefSeq and is a predicted model, not a curated record.